Messenger RNA from Pseudomassariella vexata, 888 nucleotides. Its product is annotated as thioredoxin-like protein. Gene Ontology annotation, biological process: regulation of G protein-coupled receptor signaling pathway. NCBI's taxonomy places the organism in Eukaryota, Fungi, Ascomycota, Sordariomycetes, Amphisphaeriales, Pseudomassariaceae. The transcript is spliced from 2 exons. The record is from RefSeq and is a predicted model, not a curated record. The coding region runs from base 1 to 888 and encodes 295 amino acids.
AUGUCUUUUGCAACCGCCCAUGCCAACCCAACUCCGGCGCAGGAGGAGUACCAAGAUCUCUUGAAUAAGAAUACAGGCGGAGACAGCCCACGUGUACACCCUGAGGACAGAGACGAUGCACGCCGGGAAUUAAGCCACAGCGACGAGGACGAGGAGGACCGAUUCCGCAACGAUCAAAUUGACGCCGCCAUGUGCACCCCAGCAGGGAGGGACUUGGUUGACCGUCCUGACAUCAAGCUGCCCCCGGCUACCUUCGACUCGGGUCGUAGCACAGGUGUCAAAGGUGUAAUUGCCGACGCGCGAUCAUACGAACAAGCUCGACAGGGCAAGUGGCGGAAUAGGGUCCGCGCUGCCAGGAAGUCGGUGUUCGGAUUGGGCGAUGGCCCCAAGAACCAGGCUGCGCAAAGUGGGAGCGAGGAAGAAUCUGACGCGGACGAAGAGACAUUCCUCCAGAAGUGGCGCGAAGCGAGGCGGCUAGAGCUUGAGAACGAGGCACGGAACGGUGUUCGCAAUCGAAGAACAAGUCCGAGUCUGCGCAUGUUCGGUCGCUUCGAUACCGUGGAUGCUCUCGGCUAUUUAGAUGCCAUUGAGAAAGUUGGGAGGGAGACAGUCGUUGUAGUCUUCGUCUACGACCAUGAGUGUCAGGUCUCGGGUCUCAUCGAAUCGGCACUACGGCCUCUUGUUUCUAUCUACCCGGCGGUUCACUUCAUUAAAGUACACUACGAGGAUAUCGAGUUCGACAAUGCUGCCGUGCCCACAAUCCUCGCGUACAAGAACCAAGGGGACCUCUUUGCCAAUAUGACAGGCAUCAUCGACAUGAUCCCCGAGGACGAAGACUUCGACAGCGACGCAUUGAAGAGACUAUUCCAAAGAAAUGGUGUCAUCUAG